GCCAGUCGCCCCGCGGCGGGGCCGUAUCGCACCGUACCGUAUAUUAUAUCGUACCGUACCGUAUAUUAUAUCGCACCGUACCGUAUAUCGUAUCGUACCGUAUAUUAUAUCGUACGGUACCGUAUCGUACCGCGGCGCGAUGUGCAGCGCGGCCAAGCGCUGGGACGCGGCUCCCGCCAAGCGCGCGCGGCGCGAAGGCUUCGCCGGGAAUUCCCGCGGCUCCGCGGCCGACGGCGACCCGCGGCUGUGGGACAGCGAGCGGCUCUGCCGGCACCUCGCGAGCAGCGGCGUGUGCGAGCCCGGCCUGCUGCACCGCUUCAGAGAGAGCGGCGUCACCGGGGCCAUGCUGCUCGACCUGCCCGCCUGCGCGCUGCAGAUCACCCGCACCUGCCUUCCAGAGGAGAGACUGAAAGUGCUCGCCUGCCUGAACCAGCUGAGACAGACAGUGGACAUCAUGAAGGUUUUUAAUGAUCCAGUUCAUGGGCACAUUGAGAUACACCCUCUUCUUGUUCGCAUCAUUGACACACCUCAAUUUCAGCGCCUGCGAUACAUUAAGCAGCUGGGUGGCACCUACUUUGUUUUUCCAGGAGCCUCUCACAACCGCUUUGAACACUCAUUAGGGGUGGGCUACCUUGCAGGAUGUCUGGUUCGUGAACUGAAGGAGCGGCAACCAGAACUGGAUAUAACCCAGCGAGACAUCCUCUGUGUGGAGAUUGCUGGGCUUUGUCAUGAUUUGGGUCAUGGGCCAUUUUCACACAUGUUUGAUGGAAGAUUUAUUCCUCUUGCUCGUGAAGGUUUGAAGUGGAAGCAUGAAACUGCUUCUGUUGAAAUGUUUGCGCACCUGAUUGCAUCCAAUAAACUGGAAGAAGUCAUGGAAUCGUACGGUCUCAUCCUGGAGGAAGACAUGGUCUUCAUUAAGGAGCAGAUAGGAGGGCCUAUAGAUGAGACAGCUUGUGAGGAAUCGUGGCCCUACCGAGGACGACCAAAGGAGAAGAGUUUCCUAUACGAGAUAGUGGCAAACAAGAAAAACGGCAUCGAUGUGGACAAAUGGGAUUAUUUUGCAAGGGAUUGCCACCAUCUAGGGAUCCAGAAUAAUUUUGAUUAUAGGCGCUUUAUUAAAUUCACUCGUGUUUGCGAAGCAGGAAACCAGAAGCAUAUCUGUACCCGUGAUAAGGAAGUUGGAAAUUUAUAUGAUAUGUUCCACACUCGGAAUUGCCUGCACCGACGAGCCUACCAGCAUAAGGUUGGCAACAUCAUUGAAAUAAUGAUUACAGAAGCCUUUCAAAAAGCAGACCGUUUUUUUCAGAUAGAAGGCUCUAAGGGGAAAUUGUACCGGAUCUCUACAGCGAUGGAGGACAUGGAAGCCUACACUAAGCUAACUGAUAAUAUCUACCUGGAAAUUCUGCACUCAAGUCGUCCAGAACUGAGAGAGGCACGAGAAAUCUUGCAUAAGAUAGAACGGCGUGAAUUGUACAAGUUUUUAGGAGAGACUCAACCCGAAGAACAGUGUGAAAUUCCAAAGGAUGAAUACGAUGGCCUGGCAGGUGACAUUGCUAACUCCAAGCCAGAAAAGGAUCCUCCAAAUGUGGAGCUGAAGGCUGAAGACUUCAUAGUUGAUGUUGUUAAUAUGGAUUAUGGAAUGAAAGAUCAGAACCCCAUCGAUAAUGUUCUCUUCUACUGCAAGGCUGAUCCUUCCAAGGCCAUCAAGAUCAGUAAAGAACAGGUUUCAAGGCUUUUACCCGGGACCUUUUCAGAGCAGGUUAUCCGGGUUUACUGCAAGAGUCAGGAUCCAGUCAUUGUUUCUGCUGCAAAGCAGUAUUUUGUUCAGUGGUGCAUUAAGAGGAAUUUCACCAAACCACAGGAUGGUGAUGUGGUUGCCCCUCAUCUAACUCCACUGAAACAAAGCUGGAAUAACAGAAGCAGGGAUGAAUGCAAGACAGCUUCUGAACCCAGCUGCAAGCAGAAGCUUUCCUUCAAUUAGUAACGCAUCUCCUUUUGCACUGUCCACCCACCUGCUCAGAAGAUGGGGAGCUCUGAGCAGCGGCUCUUUUAAAAUGCAAUCCAAUAUACUGUAAAAGAAAGAAAAAAAAAAGAUAGAGCAAUGCAGCAGUGCAUUUUACAAUACAGGAUGCUUUUAUGUGUGCACUCAGACUAAGUGCACGUUUGGGUUGAACUGCUACAGAGCUAACAGAUAACCUGCUACGGCAAAGCAAGCUCAGUUCUCACUUAUUUUUUGAAUGUAUCGGUGCUGCUGUAGCAGGAGGAGCUUCAUUUUAAACAGAAAACAACCAUUGAUUGUAAUGGCCAGAAGUGCAGUAGGUUUGUUACUGCUCCUUCCGGUCCUGAUCCCUUCUGGAGACUAUCGCAAUGUUGCUGGAGCUGUUAGAAAAGCUUCUGUUUCUAUUUUAAACUUUAUGAUUCCACCUCGUCUUAUUUUCUGUAAUGACCUUUUUAUUAAAGAUGGCUGUUCUGCUGUUCAGGAAGCUGACUGGAUGCAGGCCUCUUGCUAUGAAAGUGACCUCACGACUUGUAUUGAAGUAGCACAGCCCUGCAGCGACACGCAGCAUUUUACUGGUUUUGUAGCAUUUGUGAUACAUUAAAUGUAACUUUUGUUUUUUCUUUUUUUAAACUGCUACACUGAACUGUACAAACUCCUCGACAGCUCCAUGUUUGGGGUGCUUGCAGGAAAGCAGAGCAGAUGCUGCGUGUGGCGGUGCUUCUCCUUGCACCCAGCGCACACUGUUCUGCAUUUCGCUGCACUGGGUGGUCAGGCUGGUCAGGAACCCUUCCAUGACUGCAUCCCGUCCCUGUUUUUCUGGUUCAGUGGUUGCUGCUCUGGUGCAUUUUUUAUCUCCCUUAUAGACAAUAAGGGCUCUUAUAAUCUCCACUGUGGACACUGCUGGUGCAAGCAUCUGUCCCAUCAAAAAGCAAACAAGGAAGACUUUGUUCCCUGUUUUACUCAGGUUUAAGGUGUUCUCUUUGAAGGCUGCUUUCAUUAAAUGAAGCUAACUAAUAAAAUAUCACCCAUCAAGCCUACAAAGUAAAGUGCUCUUUAAUACUCAGAAAUUGGAAAAGAGCUUUGGAUCUUUGUAUCUGAAGUGAGAAAAGAGAAGCCGAGUCUUAACAGCCCAGCUUUUGAAACAAGGGGUUGCCGCGUAAGAAGGUGUUGUCACUUCUCCUGUCUGAUUGUUUCCUUGGUCUGGAAGCUGAUGGCUGUGAUGUAAGAAGGGCCACUCACCUGCUGUACAGAUGUGGUCUGAAACAGCCAGAAAUUGUUCUGCGCUCAGCUGCUUGUUGAACCUGUGUUUAAUGGUGAUGCAGCACCAACUCUGCUGUUGCUGGUAAGAGCAUUUCACACCUGCAGUGUACCAGGUAACUGCUGGAAGGUGGAGGGACCUUUAUAGAAGCUUUUGAAGUACUUGUUUUAUGGUUCGGGGAAUCACAUUGUAGAGUGAAGGCAUUUAUCCCCAUUAUCUACGUGAAAUCAAGCACUGUGCCAUCAUAACAUAAUUCUAUCACUGUUCCUUGGGUUUGUUUUGAUGCUGUUAUAAAAGGUGCACUUUAUAUUUGGGAAAGGCUUUCAAAUUUAAGCAAAAAUGUUGUACAUGGAACUUUAACACCUGGUAGUUGAGGCAGCGUUUCUUUUUCUCAGACAUAAUCUGAGCCUUUCUGUGAUAAAAAUAAUAAACAGCGAUUUUAAUUGCA
Molecule: messenger RNA, 3705 nt
Organism: Coturnix japonica (Japanese quail)
Lineage: Eukaryota; Metazoa; Chordata; Aves; Galliformes; Phasianidae
Gene: SAMHD1
Product: SAM and HD domain containing deoxynucleoside triphosphate triphosphohydrolase 1
Biological process (GO): defense response to virus; dGTP catabolic process; regulation of innate immune response
Cellular component (GO): nucleus
Molecular function (GO): dGTPase activity
Source: RefSeq, a predicted model, not a curated record